Molecule: messenger RNA, 2281 nt
Organism: Phacochoerus africanus (Common warthog)
Lineage: Eukaryota; Metazoa; Chordata; Mammalia; Artiodactyla; Suidae
Gene: DOK3
Product: docking protein 3
Exons: 4
Coding region: 931-2067 (378 amino acids)
Biological process (GO): positive regulation of MAPK cascade; cell surface receptor protein tyrosine kinase signaling pathway
Cellular component (GO): cytoplasm
Source: RefSeq, a predicted model, not a curated record
UGUGUGUCGGUGCUGCCGGCUGAUGGUGAGAGCUGUCCCCGGGACACCAGCGCCUUCCUGCUCACUACCACGGAGCGAAGCCACCUGCUGGCUGCACAGCAACGCCAGGAGUGGAUGGACCCCAUCUGCCAGCUGGCCUUCCCGGUGAGCACGAGGCAGGCGGGCAGGGACUCUGGGGGCUGGCCAGGGAGACCACCUCACCCGACCUGGUUCAUCUCCAUGCUCACUCAUAUCCUGUCACUCAGCAAGCACCUGCCAAGCCCCUACAAGCCUGGGAAACAGCGCAAGCCCACAUUACAAGUCUUAGAUGACCACACGUGCUUUGGAGAAAAUGAGAGGCUGGAUGGAACCAGAAGUGACGGGGGACGUUAGACAGGAUGGUCCAGGGAGGAGAGGGCACCUCAAGGACAAAUAACCCCCCAGGCAAAGAUCUGAAGACAGAGUGUCCUAGACCCAGGUCUGAGGGGUCUCCUAAACAGACGGAGCGGCAUGGGCAAGGGCUCUUUGACAGGGAAAAGCCUGGUGUUCAAGAGGCAGAAGGGCAAGUGUGGCUGGAGGAUAAAGGGGGCUGAUGCCAGGAAGAGGCAACAGCGGAGAGUUUGGUGGGAGCCCAGCUGAAACUGCCUUGGGCCGGAUGUAGAGUUUCUGGUUUUAUUCCAAGGGAGUAGAGAAACCUUUGGGGAGUUGGACCCAGAGACUGAGCUUCACAGGGUCUGUGAUGGACCAAAAGGAAAUGAAUGGCGGUUCCUCAAAAAUUAAACAUAGAGUUACCAUAUGACCCAGCAAUUCCACUCCUGGGGAUUUAUCCAGGAGAACUGAAACAGGUGUUCAAACAAAACUUGUACAGGAAUCUUCAGAGCAGCGUUAUUCACACUAGCCCAAAGAUGCAAACAACCCAAAUGUCCAUCAACUGAUGAAUGGAUAAACCAAAUGCGCUUUAUCCAUGCAACAGAACAUCACUUGCCCAUGAAAAGGAAUGAAGCAGUGACACAUGCCAUGACAUGGAUGGACAUCGAAAACAUGCUAAAUCAGAGAAUCCAGACGCUAAAGUCUUCACAUUGUAUGAUUCUAUUUACAUUAAAUAGCCAGAACAGACAAAUCCAUAGCAAUGGAAUGCAGGGCACAGGGGAGAGCUCCUCAGGAUCAGGGGAGGCGGAGGCUCCCAAGAGGGACCGGGUUCCCAUGGAGGAGAACUCCAUCUACUCCUCCUGGCAGGAAUUGGUCGAGUUUCCGGUGGUGGUGCAGAGGACUGAGGCCGCGGCCCGCUGCCAGCUGAAGGGGCCCUACCUCCUGCUGCUGGGCCAGGACUCCAUCCAGCUGAGAGAGCCCCCCAGCCCCCAGCCGCUCUACACCUGGCCCUACCGCUUCCUGCGCAAGUUCGGCUCCGACCAGGGCGUGUUCUCCUUUGAAGCCGGCCGCCGCUGCGACUCCGGCGAGGGCCUCUUCGCUUUCAGCAGCCCCCGCGCCCGCGACCUGUGCGGGGCCGUGGCUGCCGCCAUCGCCCGCCAGCGGGAGCGACUCCCGGAGCCGGCGGGGCCUCGUCCCUGCCCCCUUCCCAGGGCCACCUCCCUGCCCUCGCUGGAGCCGCCUGGGGAGCUGCGGGAGAUGCCUCCGGGGACCGAGGCGCCCGGCUUCCGGAGGGUGCGCGAGGCCGAGCCCGGGCCCCAGAGCCUGCCCCCACUACUGGGCCACGCGGCCGCCGACGAGCCGGUGCUCUAUGCCUCGGUGUGCAAGCGGGCGAGCGGGCCCCCGACCGCCGCCCACCACCUGUACGAGAACCUGUGCAUGCUGGACACCGGCGGCCCAGAGCAGGAGGCCCAGGGCAGCAGCAGCAUCCCCGCCAGCCCCAUCUACCACAACAGCCAGGACCCGGGUUGGCCCGGGCAGGCCCUCGACCCCAGCCUGGAGGCUCAGUACCGGAGGCUGCUGGAGCUGGAUCUGGCAGACCACAGCGAGGACGCCGGGGGCCUGGGCCAUCCUGGCCUCCACUCCGGCUUCAAAGCCAAGCUGGUGACCCUGCUGAGUCGUGAGCGGAAGAAGGGCCCGCCCCCCUGCGACCGGCCCUGACUGAGGCUUGGCUGUGGCAAGAGGAGAGAAGGGCACUAUCCCUCGAGUAGAGGGCGCACCCACAAUGGACAUCUGAGGACACACCCCCAACAUUCACUCUGGCCUGGGCCCCUAUGGCAAGGCAGGAAGCCGGGGGAGGACACCCUCACAUGCCCCGCAGGGCCCCCAGUGUAUAGUGUACAGAUUUGCUGAUAAUAAAACCUUUAGGUUCCCA